AUGACGGACAGAUCGUCGUCAGUACCACCACGGCACUCCCGGCAGUCCAGCUAUAGCAUUGCAGACGACAGCCAGGAGGAUGUUAGACGAUCACGCACGCCAAGCAAACAGACCCACCGUCAGCCUUCAAAAUCCACGCUAAGACACAGCACAACAGAGCAGCCAGACGAGGAGACAUCCUCUGAGGAGUACAGACAACCAAAUGAUGAGCCUGAUCAGCCGGAUGACGAAGUACCUAGCCAUGAGCUUACCCUGAAGGAUAGACAGAAUGCCAUCAAUAUCGAACACCCAUUCGGUCUACCCAUCUGGAAACCCGCUCUUUACAAGAAAUCGAGGAGUGUGACCGUGGCAGCAGACAACGCGCUCCAUUCCGAGCCUACAUCGCACCCUAGCAGCUUUACACUCGCUAAUAUAGCCUGGUUUAUAUUAGCUGGUUGGUGGCUCUCCCUCUUGUGCUAUUUUUCAGUAGCUGUUUUAUUCUUAUUCGAAAGGUCAAAAUCUGAAAGCUUAUGGGUAACUCUACUAUAUGAUCUCGCUUGGUACAUUUCCUGGCCAUUUGGAGGCAAGUACGUCGAAGGUGCUGGUCGCGAUCCCGAAUCUGAAGACGAAGAAAACCUCGACGAAACACCACGCCAGACUACCUCUCAGAAUAAUGAGAACACCUCACUUUUAUCACCACAAAGGUCAGGGCGCUUGUCCAGCUAUGGUGCUGUCUUCCAGAACAUAAAUCAGCACAAAAGGUUGCCAGAAUCCGAGUCUAAGCUCUCCCUCUCCAAAUGGGUUUAUUACACGGUCUUAGUCUGCAUACUCUCACCACCACUGCUUAUCGUAUCUGCACUGUCAUUUUUCACAGUCAUACCUAUACCUAUGGGCAAAUUACUUUACGAAUUAAUUGGAUACCUCUACACAUCACCAACUCAAAUUAGGUUUAGACCGGCACCAAAGGUUUUAGUACCUGCUGCUAAUCAAGAUAAUGAAGAAGAACAGACUAACAGGUUUACCGUCCCAAAACUCAAAGCUGGUCAGUCACUUCCACCAUCUAGACAUGGCGAAACUUCCACAGUAUUGCUUUGCGUUUACAAUGCCGGUAGUACUCGCUAUUACAAGUUUACAGUUGGUGGUGUCAACAUCUUCUUCGUCAAUCUCAUGCCUUUAGUUUUCCUCGUCAUAUUGGAUGCAUAUCUCUUGCAACCAUAUGUCGAAAGAAAGGGAAUAACAACCGGUAUUUUAGCAUUAUUGACAUCGAGAGUUCUCUUAUUUGUUUUAUCAUUAGCAUCAGUCAUUCCAUUGUCGUAUUUCAUCGGUAUGGCUGUAGCAUCUAUUUCUGCUCAGUCAAGUAUAGGCGUGGGAAGCGUCAUUAAUGCGACGUUUGGUUCACUUAUUGAAAUACUUAUCUAUUCAUUCGCACUUAUGGAUUCCAAGUCUAGUUUGGUUGAAGGUUCACUAGUCGGUUCCGUCUUGGCAGGUGUAUUGCUCAUGCCUGGUGUAUCUAUGUGUGCGGGAGCAUUUCGUAGAAAAGAACUCAGAUUCAAUGCCAAAGCCGCUGGUGUCACUUCGACGAUGUUGAUUAUGGCCAUUAUUGGCACUCUUACACCAACACUGUUUUAUCAGACCUACGGUAGUUCUCAGCUAGUCUGCAAGGGUUGCCCAAAGAGUAUACCAUUGGAUAAACCAUGGAGCUGUAAACGAUGCUUUUAUCAGCAUGUUGACCCGCACACGGAUCCAUUUUAUCAAGGAAAUGUUAAGCAUCUUAUGUAUUUUUGUGCAACUGUUCUCGUCCUGAGCUAUUUAGUUGGUUUGUGGUUCUCGCUCCGCACACAUGCUUCACAAAUCUGGCAAAAUCCACAACAAUUGAUGCAGCAAAUGGAAGGCGUCCAGAAUACACCAUCACAUGUUUCAGCAAUUCACCCACAUCACCGCGCAUCUUUCUUCAAAAAGGGUGGCUUACCAACAACGAAUGAGCCUCCACAGACACCGAAGAAGGCAUCCACGGCUAGACCUGCAUCAACAACACUUCAGAAACCGGCACCACAGUUACACAUGCAGGCAUCGGCGAACAACAUCCAAAUGAGAGGCUCACAACCGACCCUAAUCCAAAUGCCUUCAAGUAUGGCUGGUGAAGAUUUCUCUAGGGCGAUUGUAGCAGAGGACCCAACUAGACCACCAAGCAUGGCCCAAUCGGUACCAGAAGGCUCAUUAGGAGGUGCACCACCAUCAACAGUCCAACCACAUGAAGACCACGGCGGACAUGAAGCGCCAGAAUGGAGCAGAACGACAUCUUCGACAGUUUUGCUCACUUGUACGCUUCUUUAUGCGGCAAUCGCUGAGAUUUUGGUCGAUGAAGUAGAUGUUGUGUUAGAAGGUGCAACUAUCCCGGAGAAAUUCUUGGGUAUUUCACUUUUCGCGCUCGUACCAAAUACAACAGAAUUCAUGAAUGCGAUGUCAUUCGCAAUUAACGGGAACAUUGCACUAUCUAUGGAAAUUUCUUCAGCUUACGCCUUGCAAGUUUGUUUACUACAAAUUCCAGCAAUGGUACUAUUUUCAGCACUAACAACAAACGUUGAUACGCCCCCUUCAAACGUCUUCGUCUUGAUAUUCCCAAGAUGGGAUGCAAUCGCUAUCAUCUUUGCUGUCUUCCUAUUAACAUAUAUGCUUACAGAGAGUAGAAGCAACUAUUACAGAGGUACAAUCCUCAUUCUUAGCUAUUUGGUUCUAACGGCUGGGUUCUACUUUGCACCUACGCGCUCAAAUGAGAACUUCGAAGAUUUCUCUUCCAGUAGUCUCUCCAAUGAUUUAGUCUGUACAGAUGAGAAUUUAACAUUCUAUCAGAAGACAUUCUUAAGAUUUCAAUCUAUCUUUUUAAUGUAAAUUAUAAUGCAUAUUUUCAUUU
Messenger RNA from Wallemia mellicola CBS 633.66, 2890 nucleotides. RefSeq lists its product as hypothetical. Gene Ontology annotation, molecular function: calcium:proton antiporter activity. The coding region runs from base 1 to 2868 and encodes 955 amino acids. The transcript has 3 exons. The record is from RefSeq and is a predicted model, not a curated record. Gene Ontology annotation, cellular component: membrane; endomembrane system. Gene Ontology annotation, biological process: intracellular calcium ion homeostasis; calcium ion transmembrane transport. NCBI's taxonomy places the organism in Eukaryota, Fungi, Basidiomycota, Wallemiomycetes, Wallemiales, Wallemiaceae.